AUGGCUUCACCAGACUCUACCGACAUGACGGUUGCCGACGUCGUAAGUCUUGAAGAUGCGAAAGAGAACCCUUUGCGCCCUGGGAGUGCCCGGUCUCCCAAGUAUUUUGCGAUGUUGGAAAAGCGCCGCCGCCUCCCGGUGAUGCAGGGCGAGAGCUUCGAGAGGUUCCUCGACCUCUAUCACAACAACCAGGUUGUCGUUGUUACUGCUGAUACGGGCUCUGGCAAGUCGACCCAGCUCACCCAACGCAUCAUGUACCUCGAGUUGAGGAAAGGCCUCCAGGUGGUAUGCACCCAGCCUCGAAGGGUUGCUGCACGAGGUGUCGCUGAGCGGGUUGCUGUCGAAAUGGACGUCCGUCUUGGUGACCAAGUGGGUGUUCACCACCGCGACAACAACAACACCAAUGCACAGACUCGCUUGAAGUUUGUCACCGAGGGUAUUCUUUUGCGCCAGUGUCAGGGUGACCCUCUUCUCUCCCGCUACUCCUGUGUUAUCAUCGACGAAUGUCACGAGCGCACCUCUGACGUGGAUAUCCUGCUGGCCCUCAUCAAAAAGGCACUUGGCUACCGGUCGGGAUUGAAGCUGGUCAUCAUGUCGGCUACGAUGAAGGCGCACAAGUUCGCUGACUACUUUGGUGUCUCUGAUAUCGUAGAGAUCCAGGGAAGGGCUUUCCCAGUCCUGAUCCAGCAUCUCCAGACGCCUACUCCGGACUAUGUCGAACUCGCAUUACGUGUCGUGAAGCACAUCCAUGAGACCAAAGCUCCCGGGAACAUUCUUGUAUUCCUGGCGUCGGCGAACCAAAUCGAGCUGGCUGUUUCGAAACUUCGUGGUGCCAUCAGCGAUCUCCACGUGGUGCCACUAUACUCGUCACUGCCCAAGGAUGAACAGGCGAAAGCCUUCUGUUCGAGCGACAAGCGAAUGUGUAUCGUCGCCACCAACGUCGCUGAGACCAGCCUCACCAUUGAUGGUGUUGUCUACGUUGUGGAUGGCGGCAUUGAGAUGCAGGAGGGGUAUAACCCUCGGGUGGGCAUGAUGACUCUUCUCUCUGCUCCGAUAUCUCAAGCGUCCGCUCAGCAGAGAACUGGCCGGGCCGGUCGUACCCAGCCGGGUGAAUGCUUUCGCCUCUACACCAAGGACACCUUCGAUAACAUGCUUUUGAAAAGCACACUCCCGGGCCUUCUCAAGAGCGACAUCAAGACACAGAUCAUGAUUCUGAAGAGCGCCGGAAUCAACAAUGUUGGCGCAUUUGACUUCCUGGAUCCGCCCCAUGCAGAGGUCUACCUUCGUGGUCUGCAAGACCUCAGGGCCAUGAACAUGAUUGAUGGUGAUGGCAAGAUUACUCGUGCCGGUACCGCAGCUAUGCAACUCCCGAUCGCGCACGCUUGGUACAAUGCAUUCGCGGAGGCCCUCAAACUUGGAUGCUUGGACGAGAUGAUCAGCAUUGCGGCCUUGUCAAGCACACGAGAUUCUGUCUUUGCCAAACCCCAUCCACAAAGGUACGCUGCUGCUGCUGAACACGCACAGUUUGCUCAUCCCAUGUCGGAUCACCUGUCCGAACUCGCCGCCUUGUACAAGUACAUGCAGCAAGGCAAACUCGGAGACGAAAAGCGGGCAAUUUGGUGCCAUGAGACGUUCCUCAACGUCAAGUCGUUGGGUGAGGCUCUGAUGAUUCGCAAGGACUUGCUUGAAAAGUGCUGUGUGCUCUUCAGGAUAAGAACUGCACCUAUCCUCUCGUUCGACGACAAGGAGUACGACGUCAAGAUACGUAAAGCCCUCGCCCGUGGCUUCUACCACCACGCGGCCAUCAUUGAUGAUGCUGCCAAAGAUCAAUACCGGACGCUUGACAACUUCCCCGUCGGUGUUGACCCCGACAGCGCUCUGGUGGGAAUGGGUUGGAAAUGGGUAGUGUAUCAUGAGUUGGGCUACACCAGUUAUCAGUACAUGGAUCGAUGCACAGCAAUUGAGCUCGACUGGCUCCUGGACAUGGUCCAUUUCUACCCCGUGAACCUUCCAAAGGACUACAACGGAAACGUCCGGAACAAAAAGAUUCGAGCAAUCUUUGACAAAAUCGGCCGACCCUACCACCCCCCAAGCCAACAAUCCUGA
Molecule: messenger RNA, 2106 nt
Organism: Fusarium keratoplasticum
Lineage: Eukaryota; Fungi; Ascomycota; Sordariomycetes; Hypocreales; Nectriaceae
Exons: 6
Coding region: 1-2106 (701 amino acids)
Cellular component (GO): intracellular anatomical structure
Molecular function (GO): ATP binding; RNA binding
Source: RefSeq, a predicted model, not a curated record